Molecule: messenger RNA, 942 nt
Organism: Carassius auratus (goldfish)
Lineage: Eukaryota; Metazoa; Chordata; Actinopteri; Cypriniformes; Cyprinidae
Product: oxysterol-binding protein-related protein 8-like
Exons: 4
Coding region: 223-498 (91 amino acids)
Source: RefSeq, a predicted model, not a curated record
CAGUUGAGCCAAACCGUAAGUCACAGGACAGAUCACAGUCUAAGAGACCUGAUUUAAUUUGCAGUGUUGUGUGUAUCUAAGUAAAGGUGUGUGUGUGGGUGUGUUGAAGUGCAGUAUAUAGUGUGCUGUGUGUCCAGUUCACUGACUGACCAGCUGUGAGAAACCCUGAGCAAACAGACGAUCAUCUAAUGAUCAACAGACAGGGAGGAGCAGUCUGUGAGAAUGAGAGAUUUGUGUGAUCUCUGCAGACGCUUUGGCUCACUAACGCAUCAUGCAGAGAGCAGAGAAAACCCUGUCACCCCAGCUGCCUUAAUGCCUGGUGAUGAUGCUGCGCUUCUGACCCCAGGAAGGAUGAGCCAGCGUGGGAAGGAGGCGGGGCUUCACACACCCAGUAAAGACCUGCUCACAAGCCCCUCCCUCAGCCCCGGCGUCAGCUACAGUCACGCCCCUCAGCCUCGCCCUCUUCAGGGUGAGUCCACCCUGCAGACGCCCUCAUGAUGAAGCCAGACGGUAUUCUGGGCCGCCGCCGGUUCUCCACCUGUGGAGGAACCAUCUCGGGGCGCCCGGCUCAUCCCGACGGACGCAAACUCAUACGCAACGCCUCGUUUGGGGGCUACAACGAGCUGUCCGUCUGCUUGCCAGGUGGGUCCAUCUCGGGAAACUUUUACGUGUUUUAUUCGUUUGGCAGAUAGUUUCGAUCGGUGCAUUCGAGCCAGGAUGGGUAUCUGGGUCUUAAAGGCUGGGCGCAGCAGCAGUCUGUUAAGUUUUAUUGUUUUGGCAGCUUGCUGUGAACUGAAUCUGGACUGCUCUCCAAACUAAAGUGCAUCCAUUAACAGACACCAUCUGUUAUUCAUUGCAUCACUGUUUUUUGAGUGUGUGACGCAUUACAUUCAUUUCAACCUUCUUAAAUACAGGUAUCCUUAUUAAAUACUCUGCAAUAUA